Messenger RNA from Triticum turgidum subsp. durum (durum wheat), 1074 nucleotides. Lineage: Eukaryota; Viridiplantae; Streptophyta; Magnoliopsida; Poales; Poaceae. The record is from the annotation of a GenBank genome assembly.
AUGGCGACAGGAGUGGGGGAGGCCAGGGGGGAGACGGUGCUGGUCACCGGCGCCAGCGGCUUCAUCGGCUCCUGGACCGUGCGCCUCCUCCUCGCCCGCGGCUACGACGUCCACGCCGCCGUCCUCAACCCCGAUGACAAGGCCGAGACGGAGCACCUCCUGGCGCUCGCCGGGGGCGACGAGGCCCGCGUCCGCUUCUUCCCGUGCGACCUCCUCGACGGCGCCGCCAUGCUCGCCGCCGCGCGCGGCUGCUCCGGCGUCUUCCACCUCGCCUCGCCCUGCACCGUCGACCGCGUCCUCGACCCGCAGAAGGAGCUGGUGGUGCCGGCCGUGGAGGGGACGCUCAACGUGCUACGCGCCGCCAAGGAGGCCGGGGGCGUGCGCCGGGUGGUGGUGACCUCGUCCGUCUCCGCCGUUGUGCCCAGCCCCGGGUGGCCCGCCGGGGAGGUCCUCGACGAGCGCUGCUGGACCGACAUCGACUACUGCGAGAAGAACGGGGUCUGGUACCCUGCUUCAAAGACACUGGCUGAGAAGGCAGCAUGGAAGUUUGCAGAGGAGAAUGGACUGGAUGUAGUUGUUGUCAAUCCAGGGACUGUUUUGGGCCCGAUGAUUCCGCCAAGGAUCAAUGCUAGCAUGGCCAUGUUUCUUCGCUUACUUGAAGGCUGCACUGAGGAGUAUAAGGAUUUCUUCAUUGGGCCAGUCCACGUGGAAGACGUCGCAUUAGCCCAUAUCACGCUGUUCGAGAACCCGUCGGCGUCCGGGAGGCACCUCUGCGUGGAGCCCAUCUGUCACUGGAGCGAUUUCGCGUCGAAAGUCGCCGAGCUCUACCCUGACUACAAGGUCCCAAAUCCCCGAGGACACGCAGCCGGGGCUGGUGAGAGCGGAAGCGGUGCCGAAGAAGCUGAAGGCGCUGGGCCUGCAGUUCACUCCGUUGGAGAAGAUCAUAAGGGACGCCGUGGAGAGCCUCCGGAGCAGAGGAUGCAUCGCCUGAUGGUGAUGGCUGGAUUAUUAUUAGGUGCACUGUAUUCCUUCCUUCCCCUCUGUUGCUGGCUCAUGAUCAAACCUUGCUUCUGA